This is a messenger RNA of Manihot esculenta (cassava), 1418 nucleotides long. Its product is annotated as putative serine/threonine-protein kinase. Lineage: Eukaryota; Viridiplantae; Streptophyta; Magnoliopsida; Malpighiales; Euphorbiaceae. Gene Ontology annotation, molecular function: ATP binding; protein kinase activity. The coding region runs from base 127 to 1251 and encodes 374 amino acids. The record is from RefSeq and is a predicted model, not a curated record. The transcript is spliced from 6 exons. Gene Ontology annotation, biological process: protein phosphorylation.
UCUUCUUUCCACCUCAUUUCCCUUUCGGCCACCUAAGUUCCUAUAUUUCUUGAUUAGGACCCAUUAAUUCCCAAAUUUAAUUACAAGAUUUCAAAAAAUUAGCCAGAUUUUUUCACUUGCAAAAACAUGAAGUUCUCUCUUUGUGGUUUCAGUUGUUUCUCCUCCUCUAGCAGAAAACCCACCAUCAAUACAACUACUCCAGGUGAACAGAACCAUGACAAUCUGCGAAUUUUCUCUUCUGAAGAACUGCAAAUCGCCACUGAUGGCUUCUCUUCCUCGAACAAAAUUGGGGAAGGUGCAUUCGGUUCUGUAUACAGGGGCCAGCUGAGGGAUGGCUCCAUUGUAGCUGUCAAGGUUCUUUCUGUGGAGGUGGAAUCGAUGCGUGGAGAGAGAGAGUUCAUAACUGAGUUAGCAGCACUGUGUAAUAUCAAGCAUGAAAAUCUCGUUAAACUUCAAGGAUGCUGUGUUGAUGGAGCCAACAGAUAUUUGAUCUUCGAUUACAUGGAAAACAAUAGCCUAGCUCAAAUCCUCUUUGGCAAAGAGAAAAACAGGAUGAAAUUUAGCUGGGAAGCAAGGAGGGAUAUUUCUUUAGGAGUUGCUCGUGGGAUGGCUUAUCUUCAUGAGGAGUUUCAACCUCAUCUUGUGCAUAGAGAUAUAAAAGCAAGCAAUAUACUUCUUGAUCAAAAUUUUACUCCCAAGGUGGCUGAUUUUGGUCUUUCCAGGAUACUUACAGACAAGGCUUCACAUGUUAGUACUAAGGUUGCAGGCACACUAGGAUACCUUGCUCCAGAAUACGCCAUUACAGGACAUUUGACACGAAAAUCGGAUGUUUACAGUUUUGGAGUGCUGCUGUUGGAAAUUAUCAGCGGACGAUCAGCUGUGGAUUUUGACUUGGAACUUGGUGAACAUUACCUAGUUCAAAAGGCAUGGCAAGCCUACAAGGACAACAAACUUAUAAAGGUGGUAGACAAUACUCUUAAUCUGAACUUCCCAGAAGAAGAAGCUCUUCGGUUCUUGAUGAUCGGCCUACUUUGCGUGCAAGAAACAGCCAAGCUCCGACCACGAAUGUCAACGGUUGCUAAAAUGUUGACUAAUGAAACUGACAUCAGAGAUGUUCAGAUUUCUCAACCUGGACAACUUCCAGAUCUCAAAAAUAUCAGAUUACAUCAGAAACAAACAUCUGAAAGCUCUUCCUCCAGGGAAAGAACAUGGACAACCGUCAUGAGCUUGCCUAGUACUACAUAUUUUUAAGUUGAUUAUAGAGACAGAGAAAGGGAAAGAAAAUAUUAAGUUUGCUUCUUGUAUAAUGUCAAAAGGAAAAGAAAAAGAAAAAAAAAAAAAAGAUGUGGUCAAACUCUUCCUUUUUUGGAAAAGAAAGGAAAAGAAAAAGGGAAAUGGAUUUUUUUUUUCACAGAUUA